Molecule: messenger RNA, 3996 nt
Organism: Kogia breviceps (pygmy sperm whale)
Lineage: Eukaryota; Metazoa; Chordata; Mammalia; Artiodactyla; Physeteridae
Gene: TRMT5
Product: tRNA methyltransferase 5
Biological process (GO): tRNA N1-guanine methylation; mitochondrial tRNA methylation
Cellular component (GO): cytoplasm; mitochondrial matrix
Molecular function (GO): tRNA (guanine(37)-N1)-methyltransferase activity
Source: RefSeq, a predicted model, not a curated record
GUGUCAUCGAGGGCCCGCCCACCCGCCGGCGACCCAUUUCCGAGCUGCACCAGAGCAUGAGGAUCUUAUGGAGGCCAUUUGGAUUCUCAAGAAGACUUCUCAAAGUGGAAAGCUGUAGAAUAACUGAAUCAGAAUCAUUGAUUUCACUAGCUUGGGCAUCACUGAUACAGAAGCUUAGCAGCACACCUGGUAUUUUCUUGUUGGAUCAAAGAAAAAGAUUCUCAACCAUGCCUGAAAUAGAAACAAAUCAGAGAGACUCUGAAUUGUUUUCACCACCCUCUGAUGUUCGAGGAAUGACAGAACUUGAUAGAACAGCUUUUAAAAAGACAAUCACCAUCCCGGUGCUUAAAGUGAGGAAAGAAAUAGUCAAUAAAUUGAUGCGAUCCCUUAAAAGGGCAGCACUGCAGCGCCCAGGCAUAAAACGUGUGAUUGAAGAUCCAGAAGAUGAAGAAAGUAGACUAAUUAUGUUGGAUCCCUAUAAAAUGUUUACUGGUGAUUCCUUUGAGAAAGGAGAACUCAGUAUUUUAAAGCAGCUGAAUGUCAAUCCACAGAUAUAUAAAUAUAACUUGGAACUAACAUAUGAAAACUUUAAGUCAGAAGAAAUCUUGAAAGCUGUGCUUCCUGAAGGUCAAGAUGUGACUUCAGGGUUUAGCAGAGUUGGACAUAUUGCCCACCUGAACCUUCGAGAUCAUCAACUACCUUACAAGCAUUUAAUUGGCCAAGUUAUGAUUGACAAAAAUCCAGGAAUCACCUCAGCGGUAAAUAAAAUUAAUAACAUUGAUAAUACCUACCGAAAUUUCCAAAUGGAAGUGCUAUCUGGAGAGAAGAAUAUGAUGACCAAGGUUCGAGAAAACAACUACACUUAUGAAUUUGAUUUUUCAAAAGUCUAUUGGAAUCCUCGUCUCUCCACAGAACACAGCCGUAUCACAGAACUUCUCAAACCUGGGGAUGUCCUAUUUGAUGUUUUUGCUGGGGUUGGGCCCUUUGCCAUUCCAGUAGCAAAGAAAAAUUGCACUGUAUUUGCUAAUGAUCUCAAUCCUGAAUCCCAUAAAUGGUUACUACACAAUUGUAAAUUAAAUAAAGUGGACCAAAAGGUGAAAGUCUUUAACUUGGAUGGGAAAGACUUCCUCCAAGGACCAGUCAGAGAAGAAUUAAUGCAGCAGCUGGGACCACUGUCAAAAGAAAGAAAACACUCUGUGCACAUUGUCAUGAACUUGCCAGCAAAGGCUAUUGAGUUUCUCAGUGCUUUCAAAUCACUCUUAGAUGGACAGCCAUGCAGCAGUGAGCUUUUUCCCAUUGUGCACUGUUACAGCUUUUCCAAAGAUGCUAAUCCUGCUAAGGAUGUUCAGCAACGAGCUGGAACUGUGUUAGGCAUCUCCUUGGAGGCAUGCAGUUCAGUUCACCUAGUAAGAAAUGUGGCCCCUAACAAGGAAAUGUUAUGCAUCACUUUUCGGAUUCCUGCUGCUAUACUUUACAAGAACCAGACCCUAAAUGGAGACAAUCAUGAAGAUCCACCUAUUAAACGCCAGAGGACAGAUAAAGACUUUUAGGAAGAAAAAACACAAAUUGCUUCAAUCGCUUAAUUGGAAAUAUUUUCUCCCGCUCCCCACUAGACCUUUAUGUAGUGAAAUAUCAUUUGUAUGAUUUCUAAUAUUUUAGCAUUCAGUUACUUUAGUAUUGAACCCUUAUAUUUUGCCCUAGUUGUCUUAUAAAUUGGGGAUUAUCAAAUUAAAAUUUAAAUAAGUCUAAAUACAUUUUUAUCUGUUAUAAUUAUAAUUUGAUCAUCAAAUAUAUCUAAUAUUUUAUUAGAUAAAUAUGUUUAAAUAUUGUCUUUCUCUUGGGAAAAUAGUUUUUGAAGGUAGGAUAAUUGCAUGCUAACUAGGAAAGAACUAAUCAUUUUACAGUUAUCCUUAGUUGAAGAGUGUAGCUAAGUUUUAUAUAAGUAUUCCUACACUAUUACUAUAAAAGUACUAACAAAUGAGAUUACUUAGAUCAGAGAUAGGCAGACUAUGAUAGGCAGACUAUGUCCAGCAGGCCAAAUCUGGUCCACCACCUGUUGUUGUAUGGUAAGUGACCUGAGAAUGGUUCUUACAUUUUUAAAUGGUUGAAAAAGAAUCAAAAGAAUAUUUUGUGACAUGAAAAUUAUAUGAAAUUUGAAUUUCAGUGUCCAUAAAUGAAGUUUUAUUAGAACACACCAUACUCAUUUGUUUACAUACUGGCUAUGGCUGCCCUCAUGGUAUAACAGCAGAGUUGAGUAGUUGCAACACAGACAGGAUAUGAUUCUUAUCACUUGAUACUGCUGCUCAGCACACUACAAAUCACAGUGACACAGUUAUAACUCAACAACAUUUUGAGUGCCAUGUGUAUUGCCAAGCUAUAACAUUUUAUUUUACUAUUACCAGUAUGUAUCCCUCAUUCCAAAAUAAGAACAGUGGCCAUUCAUGUUGUGCUUUUAAGGCACAGUAGAGUGUGAAUUUUUUUGACAUUGAAUUAGAUGACAAAGCAUCCACACCUGAGCUAAAGUACAAUAUACUUUGACAUUUCUCAAAGAAGUACUCAUCACAGUAUUUCCAACUCACAGGCAAGCAACUGUCAGAAAAAUUAGAUACUUAAACUGGAAAUUCAUGGCAGAAUUUCUUCACAAAAUAAAAAAUGAAAGUGAGGCCACAACCAAAGUAAGUCUCCAAGUGACUCUUUUGUUAAGCCAAGCAAGGAAAACCAUUUACUGUCUGUGAGUUAAUUGUGUUUGAAAGCAGCAGUCUAAGUAAUGUGUCUGGAGAAAGCAAACUUGUCUAGGAUUGUUGGCCUUUUGGCAAGGACAGUUGCUCAGAGUUGAGAACAUUGGGAGCACCAUCAAUAGUCAAAAAGGUAAUGAGUCCGAGUAGUUCUUUACUCUUGAUGAGUUGAUAGACAUUACUAAUAUUGCUCAGUUCUUGUUUAUUUGAGGUGUCAAUUCUGACUUUGAAGUUACUGAAUAAUUAGCCUCUAUGAAUACUCUGCACGGAACAACUACUGGUGAAUACUUUCAAAGAAACUGAGAAAACUAAUUCUGUAAAACCUGAAGUAGAAUCUGAUGUGUUAUAACUGAUGAUGGUUAAAAAGAAAAGUGUGAGGUAGAAAAAGCUCUAGUUGGAAAAAUUUACAAAGCUUAUGAAAAUGCACGGUGUUUAAAACCUAUAGUUAUUCACUAUAUUAUUCACCAGCAAGUACAUUGCAGCAAAUAUUUGAAUCUAUCAUGUGUUGGUGAACCAGUAAUGUCAAUGAUAAACUUCAUUUGCUUUCAUGGACUUUAACCAUCUUCAAAGUCCUUGAAUUUUGUCACAAAUUGAAGCUGAAUUUCUUCAGCUUAACCUAAGUUUUAUUUGCUUAUCAAUUGUAAGGUAUGACUGCUAUUUUGGGGGUUCAUGGCCAAGACUGAAAUUUUUCUUAAGAAGAACCAACCUUAAACACUUCUAAAAUACUGAGUGUCUUUGGACCAACCUUAAACACUUCUAAAAUACUGAGUGUCUUUGGAAAUUAGUUUUUGCUAAAGACUUGAUAAUAUUUCUCAAAGAUAUCAACGUACAAUUACAAGGCAAACAUAACUUUAAUGUGAAACAUACUACAGUAGUCUGAAAUGACUACAACUGUACAUUUCUCAUGCUAUCAAAAAUUAACACAAGAAACAAGAUUUUCAUUCUCUCAUAAAUUAGCAGUGGAUAUAUUUUCUGAGUUCAGCAUUCUUGGAACCUUGGUGCAAAUGCAAAGGAAAUUUCCAUAUUUCAAAAUCCAUUUAACUACAAUUGAACUUCCAUCUGAUCUUCAAUUGGAAGUGAUUAAUGUGUUAUUGUAAUGACAUGCUAAAAGGCAAAUACCAAGGGAUUAAGAAUCUCAUAGUUUUACAAAUGCCUUCCAAGUGAUGUAUAUGUUCAGUUAAAAUCACAUGUUCUAGAAUUUGGCAGUAUCUGUCUGAAAAGACUUUUUAAAAGAUGAAAUGUGUAAAAUCUCAUUACAUAU